Messenger RNA from Vitrella brassicaformis, 2009 nucleotides. Lineage: Eukaryota; Vitrellaceae. The record is from the annotation of a GenBank genome assembly.
AUGCCUAGCACGUUCUUCUGGCCGAAAGUGGUCAGGGUGAUGCCGGGCGGCUACCAAUACGACUAUAGCGCUGUGAGGCGGUGGAGCAGCCAGGUGAGCAAAGUCUCAUAUAGACACACACUUGCAGAAUGAAUGGGUAUGGGUUGUCUCAUGUGGUGUCACCCAGGCGAACGUCAACGUGUUCGACCUGGAUUAUCUGAUGGUGCCGCUGCAUGACGGCUAUCUGACUAGCGCCGGGUUCGCCGGCACGCACUGGACCCUCGGCCUGAUGGACUUCAGGUACACAUGUCCGUCUGUCUGUCUGUACGCAUGUAUCUGUUUGUGUGUGUGCCAUCACACCGACAGGCGCAAGCGCAUCCGUGUGCUGGACUCUCUGGGCGGCGGCGGUACCAACUGGAGCAAGGAGAUCAAUGCCACGUGAGCUUGCACACAGGCACUGAUGGCCAACACGCAUGGGUGUAUGGCGGCUCUGUGAAUGGAUGUGUUGCCAUCUCUGAAGGCUCUGCCAGUACAUCGCCCGCUACCUGCAGGACGAGCACGCCGACAACUCAAGCGUGAGAUGCCGGACAUCGCACAGUCGAGCAAGGAAAACGAGGUCAGUGCUUGAGAUGCCACCCAUCCAUUCACCCCUCCGUCCACACCCCGCGCACACCUAUCUAUCUAUCUACUUGAUGCAGGCGCAGCUGCCGCAGCAGACCCACAGCUGCGACUGCGGGGUGUUCAUGCUGCUCUUUGCCUUCCGUAUCCUCACCAAUACGUAAGCACAGAAGGCUCACGAACACUGAGGUAUGCGCACUUUGUCCGCGUAUCCACCUGUUGCUGCGUAUGUGCAGGCCGCUGAAGGAAAUAAACUGCGAGAGGAGCGGGUCAUACGCCAUCUAUGCGACCGGACAGCGCGACCUCGAUCAGGCCGUCCUCAUCACAAGGGCGCGGAGGCUGCUGGUACGGACAUAGACGCCCUUGUGUAUAUGUGUGGAACAGCCACACGAGAUGUCUGUGUGUGUGCUGUGGUGUGCUGCAGGCGUUGAGUAUCAUGAGGGGCGAGCUGCCCAUGUACACAUACUGAUGUGCGUGUCGGCGUCAGCACAACCCUGCCGCUGAUGGGAAUGCACUGAGGCCGCCUGAGCAUGCUGAUGCAUUGCUGCAAACGAGAUCCUGGCGAGAAGAGAAACACGUAGAAAGUUGCCGCCAUGCCGCCGCCCGAGUUGAGAAUGCCCUCGCCGGCACCAGCAGCAGCAGUUGCACCAGCAGCGGCGACGAGAGCAGAUAGAGAGGCGCCGCCGCUCAACCUCAUGAUGGCGUCCGCCGCUGACACUGCCGCCGCGUUCGAAAGCUCAAAUUGCAGAGGAGGCGCGCCGUAAGUCACAAGGGAAUGCCCGUUAGUCAGCACGCACGAGUGCUGGGUACGGUGCGUGUGCACGGCUCUUUCCAUGUCCGUUUCGGUUUACGAUGCAGAACUGAUAGAGGUGCCGAGAUGGCGGCUGGAGAGUUUCGUCAAAGAGCACCACUAUUCAAAAGUGAGUCUUCAGGCAGCAACAGUGGGGACAAUGAACGAGAUCCACAAUGGUGUCUGUGUGUCUGUGUGCGUGCAGGGGAGUCGAGGGAGUUGAGUGAGGCGCUCGACCAUGCGAGGGCCAGCAUCAUCAAACUCGAGCAGAGACAGGUGCGACCAUGCACAAAAAGUACACCUAUGUCGCUCGAUGCUCUCUCUCUGCACGCGAUGCGAUAUGUCCAUCUGCGCAUUGUGCAUUGAUUGAUGUGUGCAGACGAGACUCGCGGAGAUGGUAGUGCAGCGAGAAGUAAGCAAAGCAGACAGACCUUCACACACAAGACGCUGGCGCCCCGUACGUCGAUCCAUCCAUCCAUCCAUCCACAUUCAUUUGUGUGUAUGCUGCCAUCCCAUCCAGGCCGCCAAGAAGAAGCUACAGGCGCCAUCUGGUCCCGCGUGCCACUCCUCAAGGCCUCAGCACUCAAUCUGCCCGUCAAGUGCGACCGACACCCAUCGCCCC